Eremomyces bilateralis CBS 781.70 is the source of this 1418-nucleotide messenger RNA. RefSeq lists its product as uncharacterized. Gene Ontology annotation, biological process: fungal-type cell wall organization. The record is from RefSeq and is a predicted model, not a curated record. Gene Ontology annotation, cellular component: plasma membrane; fungal-type cell wall. The transcript has 4 exons. NCBI's taxonomy places the organism in Eukaryota, Fungi, Ascomycota, Dothideomycetes, Eremomycetales, Eremomycetaceae. The coding region runs from base 111 to 1298 and encodes 395 amino acids.
UGCAACUCCCACUUCAUCCGUGACUUUGUGCCAUUUUCAACGGCCUCGUCGACGGAAACUUAUAUUAAUCUUCCUCAGAUAUCCAUCUGUUCAUCCUCACAUCCCUCACCAUGCAAAAAUACAUUCUGGCUGCCCUCGCGGCCGCCGGCUCAGCCUACGCUGCUUGCAGUGCUUCGGCAACUCUCACCAUCUCGAACGCCGCCGAUGCUUCGGCCCUGGCGUCCUGCAAGACCUUCACCGGGAACAUCGCCAUCGCAACGGACACGGUCGAUCCGAUCAACAUCCCCAGUGUUAGAACCAUCCGAGGUGACCUGAUCGCCAACAAUGUGAGCACCAUGAACCAGCUGGGCGCGGAUAGCGUGGAAAUCAUCACCGGAACCUUCGGCCUCAACGACGUGCAAACCCUGAGCGUCUUGAGCUUCCCCAAAUUGACUGCCGUCGAAUCCAUCAUCUGGCAGGGCCUGCCGAACUUGAACGGCUUGAACUUCGAUGCGUCCGUCCAGCAAGCGUCCCGCGUGGAUAUUCAGAACACUUUCCUCGCAUCGCUCAAGGGUAUCAACCUGAAGAUGGUGGACGAGCUUUACCUGGCGAACAAUGGCAUGCUACAGGAAGUCGACCUCCAACUCGGCAACGUCUCCCACGCUCUGACCCUCGACAACAACGGAGACCGUCUCCAGGCUUCGUUCCCGAACCUGAUUUGGGCUUACAACUUGACUUUCCGCACUGCUCCUAGUGUCUCCCUCCCUUCGCUGAAAUAUGUGAAUGGAUCCAUGGGCUUCUAUGAGACCGCGGUCUCGGAAAUCUUCGCAGCCAACCUGACUCGCGUGGGAGGAUCUUUCUCGCUCGAGGACAACCCGGAACUGUUCAACCUGUCGUUCCCGCUUCUCCAAACCAUCGACGGUGGCUUCAGGCUCGCUGAGAACCCCAAGGUGGCCGAUCUUACGGGCUUCCCCGCUCUCAAGAACAUCGGUGGUGCCUUCAACGUUAGCGGCGAAUUCGAAUCGGUUGCGCUCCCGUCUCUCGGCGACGUCCGUGGCGCUUUCUACAUCGCCAGCACCGAGGAUAUUAAAUCUGAGUGCGACAAAUAUAAGUCGGUCAACGGUCCCAACAAGAUUAUCAAGGGCAAGUUCACUUGCGAAUCCAAGCCCACCGCGUCGAGCGGCGGCGGCAGCGGCGGCAGCUCUACCGGCUCCGGAUCGGGCACCACCUCGAGCGGCUCUGCGGCCCUGUUGGACGUCUCAUCCACUGCCAUGAUGGGCUGGACGGGUUUCCUCGCCGCCAUGCUCGGAUUGCUCUGAGCGGGUUAGACGCGACGUGGUGAUUAGCAAGAAUUCUUUUUAAUGUCGAAGGUGAAAGCAAAUCCUCUGCGCACCAACGGGAGAUUUGAACCCCAUCUUUCCGCUGGUGGCGGGUGCGGA